Molecule: messenger RNA, 429 nt
Organism: Lolium perenne
Lineage: Eukaryota; Viridiplantae; Streptophyta; Magnoliopsida; Poales; Poaceae
Source: RefSeq, a predicted model, not a curated record
AUGGCGCGCGCCACAGUCGCCAUCCUCUUCUUCAUCCUCAUGGUCGCCACUGUUAGCGCAACACAGGCUCCCGUGGAGUCGCCAAAGGCGUCCAAGGUCACCGAUGCCAACGCUCCAGCCAAGGCACCCGAGGCUGCGAAGAAGGCAAAGUCCCUCGAGGCCGCCGCUGCCCCGGCAUCAAGGAAGUCCGGCCCGGCCGCUGCCCCACCCAGCAAGAGCUCCAAGGCCAACUCCUCACCGGAUUCCAGCGUGUCGGUUUCUGCCGGUGACUUGCCGAGCCCCCCAGCGCCAUUGGCUGCGAUCUCCCCUAGCGCUGACGGACCUGCGGAGGAUCCAGCUGAUGCUGAAAACUCUGGCACUGCUGCUCUCGGCAACGGCGCAACCAUCGCUAUUGUUGCUGGUGCCGUUGCCAGUGUCAUCUUUGCUUGA